AUGUUCCCACCAAUUUGCUGUUUGCAUGUAUGUGACGGUGAUCGUUUGUAUGGACACCUGAUCAAACACGAGACUCGCUGCCCCACCUUAUGUAACGAACAAGGUGAAAACAUCCAGGAAGACAUCCAGCUGGGGAAUCAGCUCUUGGCGGAAGACAAGGAAUUAAACAUAGAUACGGCAAGCGAAUCAACUCUUAGCGAGCGAUCUACUGGGGUUGAAACGAUGAACGGCAAAAUAAAAGAGAUAAAUCCAGAGCCUGACAUGCAAAAAGCGCUAAAUACAACUAUAAAUGCAACGACUAGCCCUGACGCACCCCUGGACGAAAAUGACGAAACAUGGUACUGGGUCCUUAGGGGGCUAGUGGGAGUAAUAAUCGUGUUCGGCAAUGCUCUCAUCAUUUACUUGAUAGCGACUCGACGCAGUCUCCACUCUACCACCAACUGGCUUACUCUUUCCUUGGCCACGGCAGACUUCCUGAUUGGGAUAGCUGUGGUACCGUCCUCGUAUUUCUGCGCCUUCAAACUUGUGACCAGCUGUGACGUCGUGCUUGUUUCGAUCCUCAACUUCAUAUUCCUGUUCGUGUCCGUGGGUAACCUGUGUGUAAUCACUGUGGAUCGAUACGUUGCAGUGCGCAUGCCCUACAAGUAUUACGUACUCAAGACCAGGCGUGCUCGACGUUGGAUGAUCGGGAUGGCCUGGGGCUUGCCAGGCGUUGUUAGCUGCCUACCGUUGACGUGGCAACACUUGGCCCCAGACUUCCUCAUCAAAGUGGAGCGCGUGUUUUACACUAUCCAGAUCACCGCAUUUACCAUCAUGCCAUGCGCCGCAAUGCUCUUGGCUUACGCCUUGAUAUACUACACAACUUGGAGACAGUCCCAUUCCAUCAGAGCCCAGUCCCAACUCGACCUCAGCCAGAUGCGCGAGGAACAGCGAAGGAAGAGACUUAGGCGAGAUGGGAGGGCUAGUAUUCGUGUUUAUGGACUGAUAGUGCUGUUAUUCGUCGUUUGCUGGUCCCUAUCAGCGUAUAGAUACUUCCGAUUCUUAUUUGGUUAUGGACUCCCCCCACUGUUUGUGAUUGACAUCUCGAGAUUGCUAAUCCUACUCAACAGUGCCGUUAACCCGCUAGUCUACUCCUUCUUCAAGAGGGACAUAAGGGCUGAGCUGGUACUUGGAAUAAUGGACCUACUUGGGAGGGGCGUGUCGUCACAUGGCCGGGUGUCUGUGUCCAUCCCUGAACCCAGCAGUCCGCUUGAGAAAGAGACUGUAGCAUAG
This is a messenger RNA of Nematostella vectensis (starlet sea anemone), 1272 nucleotides long. Its product is annotated as trace amine-associated receptor 8a. The transcript is spliced from 4 exons. The record is from RefSeq and is a predicted model, not a curated record. The coding region runs from base 1 to 1272 and encodes 423 amino acids. NCBI's taxonomy places the organism in Eukaryota, Metazoa, Cnidaria, Anthozoa, Actiniaria, Edwardsiidae. Gene Ontology annotation, biological process: G protein-coupled receptor signaling pathway. Gene Ontology annotation, cellular component: membrane. Gene Ontology annotation, molecular function: G protein-coupled receptor activity.